Molecule: messenger RNA, 6353 nt
Organism: Dicentrarchus labrax (European seabass)
Lineage: Eukaryota; Metazoa; Chordata; Actinopteri; Moronidae
Gene: arnt2
Product: aryl-hydrocarbon receptor nuclear translocator 2
Exons: 20
Coding region: 375-2573 (732 amino acids)
Biological process (GO): regulation of transcription by RNA polymerase II
Cellular component (GO): cytoplasm; nucleus; aryl hydrocarbon receptor complex
Molecular function (GO): RNA polymerase II cis-regulatory region sequence-specific DNA binding; protein dimerization activity; DNA-binding transcription factor activity, RNA polymerase II-specific
Source: RefSeq, a predicted model, not a curated record
UACACAGCGCCAUGUUUACAUUACAUUCAUCACUGCACCAGCCACCCUGUAUAACAUUAAUUUAUUCAAGCAACCCUAAAAUCUCGCGGUGCUACCAUUCAGACAUCUUGCAUUUUAUUAAGUCUGCUCUUGGGGAACAUUUUCAUUAAACACACAGCACAUAUACAUAUUCUGCUCAGAAACAGGCUUUUGUUGGUCGUCUGAAUCCAGAUUAGGUUUCCUCCGCGUGCUAACGGAUGUGAGGCGGUUGGUUGGACCGAGCCUCGCGUGCCAAUCCCGCGGACUUUACACCGUCUCUCACGGGGGCUCUCUAGCCGUAUUGUGCGUCAUCUCCAUCGCUGCCGUUUUGUUAUCUUUUUCUCCGCUGAGGAAACAUGGCAACUCCCGCCGCGGUCAACCCGUCCGAGAUGGGCAGCGAGUUGCCGGGGACAGUAGCGAUGCCGGGAGCAGUUGGGGCGGGCCAGGUGAGAAUGGGAGGAGCUGUGCCAGGCCGCGGGGGCAAGAGGAGAUCAGGAGGAAUGGACUUUGAUGACGAAGACGGAGAGGGACCUAGCAAAUUUUCAAGGUAUGAUGAUGAUCAGAUUCCUGGUGGAGAUAAGGAGAGAUACGCAAGAGAGAACCACAGUGAGAUUGAGCGACGCCGGCGCAACAAAAUGACCCAAUACAUCACCGAGCUGUCAGACAUGGUCCCUACCUGCAGCGCCCUGGCCCGAAAACCUGAUAAGCUGACCAUCCUGCGUAUGGCUGUCUCCCAUAUGAAGUCCAUGAGAGGCACUGGCAACACGUCCACUGAUGGGGCCUACAAGCCCUCCUUUCUCACUGAGCAGGAACUGAAGCAUCUGAUCCUGGAGGCGGCAGACGGCUUCCUGUUUGUGGUCGCCGCCGAGACGGGCCGGGUGAUCUAUGUGUCGGACUCUGUGACACCGGUGCUGAACCAUCCCCAGUCGGAGUGGUUUGGCAGCACUCUGUACGAGCAGGUCCACCCUGACGAUGUGGACAAGCUGAGGGAACAGCUCAGCACUUCAGAAAACUCCAUGACAGGACGGAUUCUGGACCUGAAGACAGGAACAGUGAAGAAGGAGGGACAGCAGUCCUCCAUGAGGAUGUGCAUGGGCUCCAGACGCUCCUUCAUCUGCCGCAUGAGGUGCGGUAGUGCUCCUCUGGAUCACAUCUCCCUAAACCGUCUGUCCAACAUGAGGAAGAGAUACAGGAAUGGCCUUGGACCCUCAAAAGAAGGAGAGGCUCAGUACUCUGUGGUGCAUUGCACUGGCUACAUCAAAGCCUGGCCUCCCGCAGGUAUGACUAUACCAGAUGAAGACACAGAGGCGGGUCAGACUGGAAAAUACUGCCUAGUGGCCAUCGGAAGACUGCAGGUGACCAGCUCUCCAGUCUCUAUGGAUAUGAACGGCCUGUCGGUGCCCACAGAGUUCCUGUCACGUCACAACUCGGAUGGUGUCAUCACUUUUGUCGACCCGCGCUGCAUCAACGUCAUUGGUUAUCAGCCUCAGGACCUGCUGGGGAAAGAUAUCCUGGAGUUCUGCCAUCCUGAGGACCAGAGUCACCUGAGAGAAAGUUUCCAACAGGUGGUGAAGUUGAAGGGUCAGGUUCUGUCGGUAAUGUAUCGCUUCCGAAUGAAGAACAGGGAGUGGAUGCUGAUCCGAACCAGCAGCUUCACCUUCCAGAACCCAUACUCUGAUGAGAUAGAGUACAUCAUCUGCACCAACACCAAUGUCAAGCAGCUACAACAGCAACAGCAGGCAGAACUGGAGGUUCACCAGAGAGAUGGACUGACUGCCUACGAUCUUUCCCAGGUGCCUGUCGCCAGUGUCAGCAGUGGAGUCCAUGAGGCAGGGAAGAACAUCGACAAGACAGAAGCCCUGUUCUCCCAGGAAAGAGACCCUCGCUUUGCUGAGAUGUACACCAGCAUCUCCGGCUCGGGAGAUAAGAAGAUGAUGGUUCCCUCCUCUACAGCUGGAGGACAGCAGCUCUACUCGCAGAGCUCUCCCUUCCAGCAGGGACACUCUGGCAAAAGCUUCAGUUCCUCUGUGAUCCAUGUCCCCGGCGUGAACGACAUCCAGCCAUCAGGCUCAUCCAAUCAGAAUCUAGCUCAGAUCACCAGACAGCUCAACCCAGGCCAGGUGGCAUGGUCAGGCAACCGACCCCCCUUCUCUGGACAGUCCAGUAAAGCCCAGUCCAGUCCAUUUGGUAUUGGUUCCGGCCACAGCUACCAGACGGACCCGGCCUCCUACAGUCCCCUGUCAUCCCCAGCCACUUCCUCCCCCAGCGGCAAUGCCUACUCAGGACUGACGAACCGCAGCACAGCUUUUGAUGUGUCGGGGGAAAGCAGUCAGAGUGGAGCCCAGUUCCAGGGUCGUCCCAGUGAGGUCUGGUCCCAGUGGCAGAACCAGCAUCACUCCCAGCAGGCCGGAGAACAGCACACACACCCCAACCCCAGCCAGACAGAAGUCUUCCAGGACAUGUUACCCAUGGCUGGAGAUCCCACCCAGGGAACGGCCAACUACAACAUCGAGGACUUCGCUGAUCUCGGCAUGUUCCCACCCUUCUCUGAGUAAAACCCCCCCCCUCUCUCUCCACCACUCUCCCUCUCAGAACUGGACUGAUGUUUGCAUUCAUCUCUCAUGUUGUCUCAUUUUUUCUUUAUUGCUGGAUCACCAACACGCAGCUGAUGUGCAGCACGGUGAAUGUCUGGGUGCACUCGUCAUUCGCACACACACAAACACACCGUCCACUAAUGUUUGGGCUCCGAGGCCUGCAGUCUGUAUCUGUGAACAUACACAUACCUCAUCUCUGCAAAGAGGAACCCUGCUGUCAGAGCGGGGAACAUCAGAUCAACCUGUAUGAGCUCUUUGUCUGUCCCCACACUGAUGGACAUUGUCUCAAGACUGUGACUUCCAGCUCACUGAAACUGCGGAGCUCUCUGCAGUCAGCAUAACUAGAGGAGGAGGGUCAGGUGAUUAUAGCUGUAUUUGUCAGUGUCCAAGAUUUUAAACCUUUUCCCCCUUUCAAAUUUGUCAAAAGAUCUUCAUCCUCAUGACGUAACUCAGCAGUAGUUCAUGUCUGCAAGCAAGUACACACACAACCCCGUCUGUACAGUAGUAUAUCAGGGUUAACUUCCAGGGUGGGAUAAUUGCUCCAUUCACACACACACAUUCAUACACUGAUGGCAGUGGUUGCCAUGCAAGGUGCCAACUGCUCACCAGAACGGAAUUCAUACACAGUCACACAACGAUGCACAGCAAUUUGGGGUUCAGUAUCUUGCUCACGGAUACUUCGACAUGCAGCGAGAGGAGCCGGGUAUCGAACUGCCAACCUGCCGAUUAGUGGACGACCCGCUCUACCUCUGAGCCACAGCUGCCCCUUAAGCAAGCAGUAACCUCCGCCAAUGCGGAGGUAACAAAACCUGCAGUUCCUCUAACAGCCACUAGAGGCUGGCUCCAGCAGUCUCCAUAAGGCCCCAUAUUAAAAUGCCCAACUUUACAGCAGAAAUAAACCUGUUUACAGCCUGGUACAAAAAGCACUUUUGGUCUCUAUAGCUAAUUUCGCCGUUCACAGCUGGCUGUUUUCAGUAAGCAGGCUUCAUUCAGUCCGCCUCAGCUCCACCCACGCUCCACCUCUUUACCAGAUUUUGGAUUAGCCGGGAGUCAGCGGAGUCAGGACUACCAAGAUGGCGACAGCCAGAACCGACCACUCUGAGCUUCACAACGGCUCUUCACACACCUAUGGCUGAUGUCACCAGCCUUUGUCCAUUUUUAAUCACACAGUCCCAAUUUAAAGACUAGCCCAGAUAGUCUCUGCAAGCACACUGUCUGUCCCCUGAUUCCUGUUCUCAAGUUGUUAUAUUCAGACUUUUUAAUAUGAUUAUUAACACUCUGCUGUUAGUUUGACCUAAAUAUUGAUCACUAACUAAACAGGAAAUAUGUUAUUAAAUCAUUCAACGUUUCAGUCUUAUCAAUGGUGUCAAUGUAGAGCUGACACAUUUAAUCUAACUGUAAAAAGACCAAGUAACACCCUCGUAAUUAAUCAUUACUUAUCUGUGGAGGAAUUUAGGCCCACACCACUCCAAAGCUGUCAGACUUCUUGCUCAACUGUGACUGAGGAGAACAAUAUUGCCAAACAUUUACCGGCUCCAUGUGAGAGAAUGUGUGUACUGCACCUCCACACAGUUUAGGCCUGUAGAGCAGACAGUGAGUGUGAGCAGCACAUCAUCACACACUGCUGUAGGUGCCAUCACAGUCUCACAGGAACAGUCCCUUUACUUACAAGCAUGAUUAUUUGAGAUGUUCACACUGGGUCAUACAUUUGACCUACGUGUAUGGGUGCAUACACAGAGGCUGCUUCAGUGUUGUUAGGGAAUGUUAUUGGUGCCGAUUUAAGAGCAAGACUGGUUUACCCAAAGUUCAACAUGUUGACAUCCAUUCAUGAAUAGUUGUAUCAGUGUGCUCUGUGCAUAUAAAUUCACAAUGAGAGAGGGAACACAGAACAAAGUGGAACACACCACACUAUGAGUCAGAGGUGGCAAUACACUUAUUGUGCGUCCUUUUGACAGGCAGAGGCAGAAUAACUUCAUCAUAGUCUAUCAUUGCCUGUCAUUUGAAUUACAUUGUUUGAAUGAUAAUGAAACAUAUAGCCUAUUUAAUCACAUUUCAUUUUCAAAAACAACUCAAUAGCAUUUAAUAUACAGAACUUACAGAGGAUGCAUUUAUAAGAGCAUGGAGAGAAAAGCCACUGUGCGGUCCCUUUUCAUGCCAACACCACACGAGGCAGAUGAAUGAUUUUUAGCUCCUUGCUGCCACUUGCUUCCUCCGUAACAUUAGCUGUAUUCAUCAACCACAUCAAACACACUUUUUGAAGGAACUUUGGACACUCUGCUGCCGUGAUAUUUUGCGAUAGCUAGGCUAUGAAGCGAUGUGAUGGCUAAAGCUAGCUAGACAAUGAGAUCAUGCAUGUGAGAUCAAAGACAAGACUACUCGACAGUAGCUCAUUAAUAUGCACACACCAACUGGACAGGGGGGUCUACUACAGGUGGCAGUGACAGCGGUAACGUUACAGUACAUCACCGUCCUGACAACCUGUAAAAACGACCAAUAGCCGGAGCGCCCUGGUAGCUCAUCUGGUUGAGUCCUUCCUGCAGUGACCCAUCUUCGAUUCCAACCUGCAGCUCCUUGCUGCAUGUCAUCCCCCCUCUCUCUCACCUGACCUUCCUGUCAUUCUCCAGCUGCUCUAUCAUAAUAAAGGCAAUAAAAAGCCCCAAAAAAGACAGACAGACAGACAGCCUUGAGAUUUUUCCAUCUUGUUAAAAUAAUUCAGUCAGCGACUGAACCAGAUAUUUGGUUAACGCAACCCCUGCUAUGAGUCAGCUGAAGGCUUUAUGCAUUGAAUCUUAAUGAAUGUGUGCAAGACUGCAUCUCAGCCCAGACAGGAUGUCACUUACUCACAGUACAGUAAGACCAGUAGGAUCAAUAAACCAGUAAUGGACCAAUCACCUCCUCUGGUAACUCCUGCAGUGACUGUAGAGCAUCAGUCGACAACGAUGCACAUACAUGUUCACACACACGCAGUGGGAUUUAUGCGUGUUACAGAUGUACACCUCCGUCUACCUGUUGCAGCCUCUUGCACGCCAUCGCUGACUCUGCCAAACAGCAGGUGGAGAGGAGGAGAUGCUCCUCUCCACCUGCUGCUGCCCACUCUCCAGCAACCUUACUGUGUAACCUGUAUGUAGUGAUGCCCUGACGUGAGCAUAGAAGGACUCUGUGUAUACAUGAAAAAAAUACAAAAAAAACUCAUCGCAGACAGUUGCUAAGCUAAGGCUUAAAGUGCACUUCAUGAAGCUAACUGCUAAUCUCACCAGCCUGCUUUAAAAGGGAGAAACCGCCAUACCGUCCAAGCAAAACGCAGUAUUUACUAGUGUAUUCGGUGUUCUUCAGCUCUGGCUACUUGACUUUAUUACUUUAUAAUCUUUUCAACUAUGAAGAGACUGAAUAAUACUUUCUAGCGGGGGAGCUUUUACAUGAUAGAUUGUAUAAUGUCUCUGACAGACGGAGGGGAGAACCUCGUACAGACAGUCCUUUUGCUAAAGAUCUUAAAUCGAUGUUCUUUUGUAAAUAAUGUGAUUUUUAUGUCGACUCGUGUUACUUUCACACAGUACAUGUUUUGUGUAGGUUUUAAUGAUAUUGUGUGCAAUGUGAGUACAUAUUUAACUAUUGGUAUUUAGUUAGUCUGUUAAUUGUACAUUGAGUUCUAGACCUGUAUAAAAUUGUGUAAAUGUGACCCAUUAUUUUUGUGUAACAAAUUGUGCUUGUGACAAUAAAUUCUUAUUGGUUACGUGGCUUCCA